This is a messenger RNA of Maylandia zebra (zebra mbuna), 4825 nucleotides long. NCBI's taxonomy places the organism in Eukaryota, Metazoa, Chordata, Actinopteri, Cichliformes, Cichlidae. The record is from RefSeq and is a predicted model, not a curated record.
GUGAAUUUACAGACUGCUUAUUGUUUUGUUUUAGGGGGGGCUGCGGGUGCCUAACCGAGCUGCAGGGGGCAUCCUCGCCCUUGCACGCGGAGAUCCACCCCCAACCCCUACACUUCCUUUUAACGCACACAUAUACACACCCCCUCCUCCUGCCAAACUCCCAGGCCAGCGUCGCCAUACGGAACAUCCUGCCCUCAACGGAGAGGGGGAGGAGAGAGAGAGAGAGAGAGGUAGAGAGAGCUCGUGCGUGUAUUAAGAGAGCGAGAGAGACGAGGUCUGGCUUCUUCUGGUAGUAAAUUAUCAGAUUUCGAGCGCAAAAACUCGCAGAAACAGACAGAUCGGAAGGCAUCGUGGAAAUCUGCUUCAGCGGUGACCGGAACCAGCAGCAGGAGCGCGUGAAGCCUUGGAUUAAAAAGCCCGACUACAAGGACGGAUGGUCGCGCAGACGGGCGGCUCGCUCUGAAGUUGGACAGACUACCGAGGCACCGAGAGCAAGGAGCCGGCGACAGCCAGCAGCAGCUUUUUUUUCUUUUUUGGGGGUCCCUCCACCUCCCAGAACCCCCCACCCCUCCCACACCGGUAAAGGCAGCAGCAUCGGCGGCGGCACCGGGAGGCUGUGCCCGCGCACCCCGACCAUGGAGCUGCCUUGGCUGCUGGCGCUCACGGCGCUGCUUGCUCACGCCACCACGGGACAGAAGUGGUCGCUGCCUAUCGAUGACGAAGGGUCGGCGAGAGAUGAAUUUUACGACGACGAGGAUCUCUACUCGGGCUCUGGCUCUGGCUUUCCUGAGAUCGGUAUGAGGCCAACAUCAGUAGCUGUCACGUUCACCACAGAGGAACCCCUACUUCUCUCCACCACCCAAGCAACUGACCUCGCUCCCUCUGCACCGCCUGCAGCAGAGCCUAGCCCCAACCCAGAGGACCCGACGACCACCCCUCUUCUCACUGAAGCUGAAGGAGAGAGCGGCGUGUUCUUGGAUAGGGACCUGGAGAGGGAGAGGGAGCUGGAGCGGGAGCUGGAAAAGGAGAGGGAGAGAGAAAGGGAGAGGGAAAGGGAGCGGAGAGAGAGGGAGAGGGAGAGAGAGCGAGAGAGGGAGAGAGAGAGGGAACGUGAGAGAGAGCUGGAGAGAAUCCGGGCCGCCGCCAAGACCACUGCCGCGCCCCGGUCCCCUGCUGCCGUUCCUAUGUUCACCACCAAUCCUGCAGCCAGUCCUGCUGAAAGUGCAGCGCCCUCUGCUGGUUCAGAUGACCUGAGCGCCACAGAAGAAGAGGAAGACAUCUACCUUUCGCCAGAGCCCAGCUUGCUUUACCCAGGAUUCACUGACGUAACCACUACAGAAGAAGACAUGUCCAUCACACCAGAGUCAACCCCUGAGCCCACCACAGCUGCAACAACCACUGCUACCACUGUCAAGACCAGGACCCCCUUCAGGCCCAGGGUUCCCAUGAUGACAACGACUCAGGCGGUGCCAACAGAGAGGACGACCCGCCCACAGCAGCCCACAACAACACAGGAGGGCACCAACGAAGUGGGUGCUGCAGGACCAAGUGGAGAUUAUGAAAUCAUGGAUGGACGCCGCAAUAAUCUUGGCAGCGAAAUGGCGGGUGGACCUGAUCUUAUCGGCAACUCUGUGGACGGAGGCAGCUCCGCGGCCCAGCUGCCGCAGAAGAACAUCCUGGAGAGAAAAGAGGUCUUGAUAGCGGUGAUAGUGGGAGGCGUGGUGGGCGCCCUGUUCGCUGCCUUCCUGGUGAUGCUGCUGGUGUACAGGAUGAAGAAGAAGGACGAGGGCAGCUACACGCUGGAGGAACCCAAACAGGCCACCGUCACCUACCAGAAACCGGACAAGCAGGAGGAGUUUUAUGCAUAACACUGACACGCCAGAGAGACACGCCGCACACCGGGAAGGGAGAAAGAGCGAGCAAGAGAAGAGCGAAAGAUACUCUAUAAGUCCUGCCCUUCCUCCUCCUCCUCCUCCUCUAUCCUUCCUACUCCUCUUCUUCUCCCCCCACCCUCCUUAUCUGCUCGGGUCUCCUCAUCCCUCUCUCCUCCCGUCUCCAUACUUGAGAGCGCCUUUCUCUCUGCGGACAUGGCACCUUCUUUUCAAAGAAAACGAGAAAAAAAGAGGACAAAAAAAGGAAAAAAAAAAUCCAAAUAUAUUCAGAAAAAAAAUAACACGUACACGCGAGAUGUUUUUAAAGUAAAUGUUGUUAUUAAUAUUCUACAGAUUCUCUUGUUCUGUAUGUAAUGAUAUGAUUAUUUUGUAAGAAAACAAACAAAACAAAACACAUGCUCUUGCAACCUGUGUUUUCCAGCACACACACACACACACAAAAAGAGCGAGAGAGAGAGAGAGAGAUCCUCUUCUGUUUUUAACGGAGCAAAUCUGAAAAAAGGCCUGAAAGGGGAGAGGAGAGGGGUGGAGACGGGUGGAGUGAGCCUAUGGACAGACUAACUAUUAGAUUGGGCUCUACUCUGCCUCUCACCACCACCACCCCCACUCUACACAUACACUUAAAAAAAAGAAAAAAAAAAAGAAAAACAAACCAUACAGAGCGUCUGGUUGGCCGCACAGAGCCCGGGGUCAAAGGUGAGAGGAAAGGUCUCUUUUGUGUGCCUUCCGUCAAUCUGGUGCUCAAAGACACACAAACGCACGUCCACAAAGCCACGCAUAAACACACGCUAACACACACACACACUCGUAUCUGCUCGAAGGUGGCGCUGACCUCUCGCUCUGUGCUCGGCCAACCAGAAAACGGUGCUCAGCGCUCGGCGUGUUUCACAACGUCAAGGAGCCGCUGCGGAGACACCGGCAGGCCCCCCUCCCUCUGCUCCUCUAAGCUGUAUAAAGACUAGUUAUGGAUAGUAAUAAUAAUCAAUAAUAUAUCAAUGUUCUUGGGCUGGAUGGUGAACAAUAAUAAUAAUGAUGAUGAUGAUAAUAAUGCCGUAAUAAUAAUAAUAAACAGGAGGAUGUGUAUUUAGCAGUUUAAAAAAAGUUUAUAUGUAAAUAUCAGCGUAUCCUUUCUGGCGUCACUAACCAUCUGCAUGACCAUGAAGAGUUUUUAUCCAUCACAUCACGUCAUCCCUUUAGAUGAGCUGUGCUCUUGUCACACACACACGUACGCACGCACACACACACCAAACACACAACAGCUGAAAUAAAACUCGCAGCGCACUGAAACACACCGCGCCGACGUUAAGUAGACUGUAAAUCAUAUCACACGAGCGCAUAUCGAACCCCUCGUCGCCGUCAUCGCCAUCAUCAUCGUCGUCAUAGUGAUAGUCAUCACUUGUGAUUUCCAGCAAGAUCAGGUGGUUUCAAUGUUAUUGGUUAGUUAUCGAUCAGUUGCCGGUUGGUUUAGAGUUUGGUCUGUUUGUGUAAAAGCACAACUCCACGUCCGGCCAUCAUCCAAUAAACGCCCUCCACCCCACCCCUCUCACACACAUACACACACAGCCAUAAACGCACACACCCUUUUGCAUGCCUCACCUUAUGAUUUUUUUUUUCUUUCUUCCAUCAUUGUCUCUCUGUUUGGGGAUGGGAGGGGCCUCUUGGAAGUGUGAGGGGCUUUAAUGAAAUUUUUUUUUUUAAAAAAAAGUUGCUCCCACGUGCACUAAUUCAGUCAUAACAUUUGCCGUUAGAGCUUUGGUUAUGAGAGGAAAAUGAAUUAGUGUUUAUGAGGUCAACGUUAACCUGCCGUGGGAGCAUUUUGGGGGAGGGGAGGGGACAACGUGAGGAGACAGGCGGGCUGUGCUUCUAUCUAAGAGAUUGUAACAAUAAACACACCAGUGCGACUGGGCUAGUAGCUUCUAUUAUACUCAGUACUGUAGAACAAAAAUGCAUGGGAGUCAAAACUAUACUCGUCUGGGUGUGUGCGGAUGGCUCUGUCUGUGUGUGUGUGUGAGUGUGUGUGCAUUUUUUUCUGUCCAAGUGUGCGUCUUUAAAAGAAGAGAGGGGCGAGUUAAAGCUGGAAUGUACUGUGGUCGAGUGUUUGUUUACCUACUCCAGCAGUUCUCACGCUCUUCCACAUGCAGGUAACACAACUCUUCCACUCCUGUGUGUGUAGUUACCUGGGCCCCCUCCUUCCAUCCCUCCCUCCCUCCUUCCCGUCGCCAGUCCAAGAAUACCUGUGCGCGCCUGUGUCUGCACCUCAUCUAAACCUGCUACCUGUGUGUUUGCGUAUGCAUGAGUGCUUCACCUUGAUAUUUCACAGCAGACUCUUGUGUACACUGACUAGCCUGUCGACGCGAGUGUGUGUGUGUGCGUGUGUUUCUGCGUGCGUGAGGGUGUGUUUAGUCUGUUCACUGCUGAAUGUGGGGCGGCUCGUCCCUCACAGUGGCUAUCACACACACUGACCGUGUCUUUUCACUGUCUGUCUGACUUGUCUACCUGUCUGUCUGCCGCAGGACAGAUGGACAGACAACACGCCACUUUCUCACAGGCAGGAAUGAUAUAAACACGUACUGUCUUUUCUAAAAGUGACUGUCAAAGUGUAAACGUGUGCGUUUGUAGCCAUUUAAGCCUGCGUAGCCAAAUAAGACGUGUGUGCGUGUCUGAGAGAAAGAGGGUAAAUUUGUAUGUGUGUGUGUGAGUGUUAGUGUGCAUGUUUGAGAGUGUGCGUGUGAGCGUGUGUUUGUGUGUGUGAAGCCCAGUGGAGGCUACACUACUCUAUGUUUGCUGUUCCCAUUCCUGUUUUUAUACAUUUGCAUUUUUUAAGGCUGAGUUUCUGUCAUUGGCUGAGUGAGCGAAAGGAGGCGGAUCCUCCACGCCACCGCCCUGUCACUAAUCUGCCACUCUGUUCCAAAUAAAAAACCUGAUUGGGUAAA